Cladophialophora carrionii CBS 160.54 is the source of this 1230-nucleotide messenger RNA. RefSeq lists its product as uncharacterized. The transcript has a single exon. Bases 1 to 1230 code for a protein of 409 amino acids. The record is from RefSeq and is a predicted model, not a curated record. NCBI's taxonomy places the organism in Eukaryota, Fungi, Ascomycota, Eurotiomycetes, Chaetothyriales, Herpotrichiellaceae.
AUGGCAGCAGUGGCCAACGGUGCUGCGUCCACCGCCGCUCCGGCUGAGGCUCAAGACGCAGGCUCAUACCCCCUCGCGGCGCAGAUCCCGUUGAAGUCGUUCCAAUUGCCCGAGUUCCCUCAACAAGCCUCGCGGCUCAGGGAGCUGACUCUGACGGCCGACAUCAAGCUCGACGAAUACCAAUUCAUGGUCCAGACGCCCUCGGACGCGAUCAUCACGCAACCACCGCUGGACGAGCUCCCCCAAUCCAUCACGCACCUCACGUUCGAGCUCUUCGGCCUCGGAUUCCCCGGCACGCCACCGUUCCUGACACGCAUCGCGCGGUCGCUGCCCAACAUCCGCAGCGUCACCUUCUUCAGCUGCCUGAUCGACGGGCUGGACGACCACUCGCGGCGCGACGCCGAGAACUUCUUCUCCCUCCUGCCGAACCUGAAGGAAUUGCACAUCAUCGACUCGUUCGCGCGGCCGGGCUUCUUCACCACCGUGGGGUCGCAGCUCGAGAAACACGCGUCCGUCGACGACCCCGCGCGGGGGUUCAAGCUCGUCGACGUGUCCUACACCUUCCGCGGGCACGAGGACUCGGACUUCCUGGCCCGCGUCCAGGGCGAGGACCUCCCGAGCCUGAUUGUCAAGGGCAUCGUGGGCGCCUCCUUUGAUUUUGUGCCCCAGCGCCAGGACGAUCUGCAGGAAGCCGAAGCCGACGACGACGGCAAGGACAAGCCGGUGGGGAAGCCGAACGAGGGGGUCCUCCCCUUUGCCUGCGACGGGCGGGCCCCGGCCGCGACGAGGAAACGGUUCGAAACCCUAAGUCACGGAGGCGAGCUGACGAGCUUGAAAGUCCUCAAUCUGGGCAUGUGGUCGUUGCGGCCCGACGAGGUCGGCCAGGUCGUGUACGCCUGUGCCGGCGGGUCGCGGUCCCCCGGUCUCGCCGACUUGACCGUGAGCGUGCUGCUCGAGGACGGCUGGGUCGGAAAACUCGCAAAGGGGCUGGACCAGAACGGCGUGGCGGCCGAGUUGGAGAGCGUGGAGAUCAUCGGCGUGCCUGAUCGGGCCGAGGAAGAGGGCGAUGACUGGAAGGCCGGACUGUCAGUGGUGAAGAAGGACGACGUCGAGAAGAUCGCGGCAGGGGCGCCCAAGCUGGCCAAGGUCGGCAUGAGUAUUCUCAAGGUGAAAACCGCGCCGAAUGUCUUGUUCUAUAAAGUCGAGGGCGAGGGGUGGAAGGAGAGGUGA